Molecule: messenger RNA, 6026 nt
Organism: Ochotona princeps (American pika)
Lineage: Eukaryota; Metazoa; Chordata; Mammalia; Lagomorpha; Ochotonidae
Gene: ZNF236
Product: zinc finger protein 236
Exons: 31
Coding region: 86-5575 (1829 amino acids)
Biological process (GO): regulation of transcription by RNA polymerase II
Cellular component (GO): nucleus
Molecular function (GO): DNA-binding transcription factor activity, RNA polymerase II-specific; RNA polymerase II cis-regulatory region sequence-specific DNA binding
Source: RefSeq, a predicted model, not a curated record
CGGCCGGGCGCGCCCCCCGCCGCAGCACCCGCGCGUGCGCGCGCCCGCCGCAGAGCCGCGCCGAGUGAGGGGUGGUCCGCCGACGAUGCCGCGGGGCCGCCCCCCGAAGCCCAGGGACGGCGCGGCGCGCGGCGACUCCGAUGCCGGUUUCACCUUGAAUGCAGAGAGCACUAACUAUGACGAGCCAGUCCCAAACUUCCACACGUGUGAGAUCUGUCUACAGACUUUCCCCAAAGAGUCCCAGUUCCAGCGCCACAUGCGGGGGCACGAGCGGCAUGACAAGCCACAUCGCUGUGACCAGUGUCCCCAAACAUUCAAUGUUGAAUUCAACCUGACACUGCACAAAUGCACCCACAGUGGGGACGACCCCGCCUGCCCCGUGUGUAACAAGAAGUUCUCCAGAGUGGCUAGCCUCAAGGCGCACAUGCUGUUGCACGAGGACGAGAACCUGCUGUGUCCCGAGUGUGGGGACGAGUUCGCGCUGCAGAGCCAGCUGGCCGCGCACAUGGAGGAGCACCGGCAGGAGCCGGCCGGGGCCCGGCCGCACACAUGCAAGGCCUGCAAGAAGGAGUUUGGGGCCUCGUCGGAGCUCAAGGAGCACAUGAAGGCUCACUGUAAGAUCAGGGUGUCAAGUACCAGGUCCUACAAUCGCAACAUCGACAGAAGUGGCUUCACAUACUCCUGUCCACACUGCGGAAAGACGUUCCAGAAACCCAGUCAGCUGACUCGGCACAUCAGGAUCCACACAGGUGAAAGGCCCUUUAAGUGCAGUGAAUGUGGAAAAGCUUUCAACCAGAAGGGGGCGCUGCAGACACACAUGAUCAAGCACACUGGUGAAAAGCCCCAUGCGUGUGCCUUCUGCCCAGCCGCCUUUUCUCAGAAGGGGAACCUGCAGUCGCACGUGCAGCGAGUCCACUCCGAGGUCAAGAACGGGCCUACCUACAACUGUACGGAGUGCAGCUGUGUGUUCAAGAGCCUUGGCAGCUUGAACACACACAUGAGCAAGAUGCACAUGGGUGGGCCCCACGGCACCACGCGCCCCGCCGACACUGCGCACGUCUUGACGGCCACACUCUUUCAGACUCUGCCUCUUCAACCGGCAGAGGCCCAGGUUGUAUCCACCACCAGUCAGCAGAACGCCCAGGCGGUGACUGACGUCAUCCAGCAGCUUCUAGAACUUUCAGAGCCAGGGCCUGUGGAGUCCAACCCAUCCCCGCAGCCUGGGCAGCAGCUGAGUAUCACCGUGGGCCUCAACCAGGACAUUCUCCAGCAAGCCUUAGAAAACAGUGGGCUGUCUUCACUUCCAGUUACAGCACAUGCCAGCGACACCAGCAAGGCCUCUGCCACGCAGACUCAGAGCCCAGAGGUCACCGGCGAGUGCCCUGUGCCGGCGGACCCCACAGAAGCAGGGCAAGAGAAAGAGCAGGACAGCCCAGAGAAGCUGGAUAAAAAAGAAAAGAAAAUUAUCAAGAAGAAGUCACCAUUUCUACCUGGCUCCAUCCGGGAGGAGAACGGGAUACGGUGGCACGUGUGUCCCUACUGUACCAAGGAGUUCCGGAAGCCCAGCGACCUGGUGCGCCACAUCCGCAUCCACACGCACGAGAAGCCCUUCAAGUGUCCGCAGUGCUUCCGGGCGUUCGCCGUGAAGAGCACGCUUACGGCGCACAUCAAGACCCACACGGGCAUCAAGGCCUUCAAGUGCCAGUACUGCAUGAAGAGCUUCUCCACCUCGGGCAGCCUCAAGGUGCACACCCGCCUGCACACAGGAGUUAGACCUUUUGCUUGUCCUCACUGUGACAAAAAAUUCCGAACCUCAGGCCAUAGGAAGACGCACAUUGCUUCCCACUUCAAACACACGGAAUUACGGAAGAUGCGGCACCAGCGAAAGCCCGCGAAGGCCCGCCUUGGCAAGGCCAGCGUCCCAGUGCCCGACAUUCCUUUGCAGGAGCCAAUUCUCAUAACGGACUUGGGUCUUAUCCAGCCCAUCCCGAAAAACCAGUUUUUCCAGAGUUAUUUUAACAAUAAUUUUGUCAGUGAAGCAGACAGACCAUACAAGUGUUUCUACUGCCAUCGUGCAUAUAAGAAGUCUUGCCACCUUAAGCAGCAUAUCAGGUCCCACACAGGCGAGAAACCCUUCAAGUGCUCUCAGUGCGGGAGGGGUUUCGUGUCUGCAGGAGUGCUCAAGGCCCACGUACGUACGCACACGGGGCUCAAGUCCUUCAAGUGUCCCAUCUGCGGUGGGGCUUUCACCACGGGGGGCAGCCUGCGGCGCCACAUGGGCACCCACAACGACCUCCGGCCCUACAUGUGUCCCUACUGCCAGAAGACCUUUAAGACCUCGCUCAACUGCAAGAAGCACAUGAAAACUCACAGGUACGAGCUCGCCCAGCAGCUGCAGCAGCACCAGCAGGCCGCCUCCGUGGGUGACAGCACCGUGGAUCAGCAGGGCGUGCAGGUGGAGCUUGAGAGCUCUGGGCUGCAGCACAGGGCUGACGCAGUGGCUGCUGACCCCGAAGCCAUGCUGGACCUGGGACCCCCACCUGUCGCGGCUGCGGAGGACACGGCCCUUGGCCAGCCGCUGGCUGAGCAGCCUUUGGGAGCGGAUGAAGAUGGCUUUGCAGCCCGCCAGAACCCCCUCGGAGGGCACAUGGAGCAGUUUGACGAGCAAACCCCAGCGGCACAGUCCUUUGAGCCAGCAGGGCUGUCACAAGGUUUUGCAGUGCCGGACACGUACAGCCAGCAGUCAGAGUUCCCGCCUGUGCAGCAGCUGCAGGAUUCCAGCACACUGGAGUCUCAGGCGCUUUCCACGAGUUUCCAUCAGCAGAACUUGCUGCAGGUCCCUGGCUCCGAUGCGAUGAGCGUGACAACACGGCUGAUCCAGGAGCCACCCCGGGAGGAGCUGGAUCUGCGGCCGCAGCGUCCCCUGUUUCUGGAAGACAGUGAAGAUCAGAGCCGGCGCUCCUACAGGUGUGACUACUGCAACAAAGGCUUCAAGAAGUCCAGCCACUUGAAGCAGCACGUGCGGUCACACACCGGGGAGAAGCCCUACAAGUGCAAGCUCUGUGGCCGUGGCUUCGUCUCCUCUGGAGUCCUCAAGUCCCACGAGAAGACGCACACAGGGGUCAAGGCCUUCCGCUGCAGCAUCUGCAACACCUCUUUCACCACCAAUGGCAGCCUCACGCGGCACAUGGCGACACACGUGAGCAUGAAGGCCUACAAGUGCCCCUUCUGCGAGGAGGGCUUCCGGACCACUGUUCACUGCAAGAAACACAUGAAGAGGCACCAGGUGGUGGCCCCCGCUGCGCCCACAGCUGGCGAGACGGAAGGAGGAGGCGUGGGCAUGGAGGAGGAGGACGGCUCAGACAGAAACGUGCCAAGAAAGCCCCGCCCUGAGGUCAUCACGUUCACCGAGGAGGAGACGGCACAGCUGGCCAGGAUCCAGCCCCAGGAGAGCGCCACGGUGUCUGAGAAGGUGCUGGUGCAGUCGGCUGCCGAGAAGGACCGCAUCAGCGAGCUGAGGGACGAGCAGGCGGAGCUGGAGGCCGAGCCCAAGCACGCCAACUGCUGCACCUACUGCCCCAAGAGCUUCAAGAAGCCCAGCGACCUGGUGAGGCACGUUCGAAUCCAUACAGGAGAAAAGCCAUAUAAAUGUGAUGAGUGUGGGAAGAGUUUUACCGUUAAGUCUACGCUUGAUUGCCACGUGAAGACUCACACAGGUCAGAAGCUCUUCAGCUGCCACGUGUGUAGCAAUGCCUUCUCCACCAAGGGCAGCCUGAAGGUCCACAUGCGCCUGCACACGGGGGCCAAGCCCUUCAAGUGCCCACACUGCGAGCUGCGCUUCCGCACGUCAGGCCGACGCAAGACACACAUGCAGUUCCAUUACAAACCCGAUCCCAAGAAGGCCAGGAAGCCUGUGGCUCCAGCGUGCUCUGAGGGCCUGCAGCCCGUCAGCCUGCUCGGCACCGCCUCCUCUGACCCCAGCGUGUUUAUCAUGAACAACUCUGUCCUCGCUGGGCAGCUCGACCAGAGUCUGCUGCAACAGGGGCUGGUGGGUCAAGCUGUUCUCCCUGCCUCCGUGUCAGCUGGAGGUGACCUAACGGUGUCCCUGACUGACGGCAGCUUGGCCGCCCUGGAAGGCAUCCAGUUACAGCUGGCUGCUAACCUGGUCGGCCCGAACGUCCAGAUUUCUGGGAUUGAUGCCGCCAACAUCAACAACAUCACUCUGCAGAUUGAUCCAAGUAUUCUGCAGCAAACACUACAGCAGGGGAACGUGCUGACGCAGCAGCUUGCGGGGGAGCCUGGCGCGGCCCCGCAGAGCAGCUCUGUUCCUGCCAGUGUUGUCAUCCAGCCUAUCUCGGGCCUGUCCCUACAGCCCACAGUGACCUCUGCCAACCUGACCAUAGGCCCGCUGUCUGAGCACGACUCCGUGCUGACCACCAGCAGCAGUGGGACGCAAGACCUCACGCAGGGGAUGACGUCUCCAGGCCUGGUGUCCACCUCCACUGGUCCCCACGAGAUCACCCUGACCAUUAACAACUCGAGUCUGAGCCAGGUCCUGGCGCAGGCCGCCGGGCCCACCACCACGUCGGCUUCGGGGUCUCCACAGGAAAUUACCCUGACGAUCUCUGAGCUGAAUCCUGCAAGUGGGAGUCUGCCUUCAACCACACCCAUGUCCCCGUCAGCCAUUUCCGCUCAGAACCUGGUCAUGUCUUCAUCGGGCGUCGGGGGAGAUGCCAGCGUGACACUGACCCUGGCGGACACUCAGGGCAUGCUGUCAGGAGGCCUGGACACGGUGACGCUCAACAUCACUUCUCAGGGCCAGCAGUUCCCAGCAUUGCUCACGGAUCCUUCUCUGGCCAGCCAAGGAGGAGCAAGUUCCCCGCAGGUCAUAUUGGUGAGCCACACCCCGCAGCCGGCAGGUGGCUGCUGUGAGGAGCUGGCCUACCAGGUGACUGAUGUCUCGGCUGCCUUGGCCCAGGGCAGCUCUCCCGAGAAGGAGGGCCGCAUGCGCCAGUGCCUGGAGUGUGACCGCGCCUUCUCGUCGGCCGCUGUGCUGCUGCACCACAGCAGGGAGGUGCAUGGCAAGGAGCGUAUCCAUGGCUGCCCCGUCUGCAGGAAGGCCUUCAAGCGCGCCACGCACCUCAAGGAGCACAUGCAAACGCACCAGGCGGGCCCCUCCCUAAGCUCCCAGAAGCCCCGAGUGUUCAAGUGUGACACCUGUGAAAAGGCCUUCGCCAAGCCCAGCCAGCUGGAGCGACACAGCCGCAUCCAUACAGGGGAACGGCCCUUCCACUGCACGCUGUGCGAGAAAGCCUUCAACCAGAAGAGUGCGCUGCAGGUGCACAUGAAGAAGCACACGGGCGAGAGGCCCUACCGCUGCGGCCACUGCGCCAUGGGCUUCACGCAGAAGAGCAACAUGAAGCUGCACGUGAAGCGGGCACACAGCUAUGCAGGAGCCUUGCCGGAGUCCACGGGGCCCCAGGAGCCAGACGGGGAGGUGCUGCGGACACUGCACUUGGAGGAGGUGGUGCAGGAGGCUGUGGGCGAGUGGCAGACGCUCACCAACGUGUUUUGAAGCCGCCAGCAGGGCGCGUGCGAGGACCCUGACGCGGGGCAGCGGCAUGGUGGAAUGUGUCUCAGGGCUUCAAGCGUUCAACACGCUACACAGUCGUUUUUUAGCUACAUGGUUACCUACCAAAUCAUUGUCUAUCCGAGACUGAGAGGAGGGGAGCUGGGAGCGGCGUGGGUUUGGCACCAUGCCCCAUUUACAGAUGGCUGAACUCAGGGCACAUGGGAGGCAGUCCUGUGCCCCGCUCCGCAGCCAGCCUGCCCGCUUGCGGCAGAAGCUGAUCGGUUUGUCCUAUCAUUGUCACGUGAUUCCUCGAAUUGACAAAGACAGUGAACAUGGACGGGGCGUGAGGUGUCCCGUCGUGUUUUCUGCUAGAAGUGUAGCUUACGAGACAAGCCUAAGCUAGGUGCGUGAAGCUCAAAGCAGUGUCCCACCGCACAGGGGACUGCCACUUUUU